This is a messenger RNA of Ascoidea rubescens DSM 1968, 1392 nucleotides long. RefSeq lists its product as uncharacterized. NCBI's taxonomy places the organism in Eukaryota, Fungi, Ascomycota, Saccharomycetes, Ascoideales, Ascoideaceae. Bases 230 to 1102 code for a protein of 290 amino acids. The transcript has a single exon. The record is from RefSeq and is a predicted model, not a curated record.
CAGAUUAAAGAACGUUGAUGAUAUAAGUAGAAUUAGUUUUGGUUCUCUAUACUUGUUUCGAUAUUAUUUUGAUAUUAUUUUGAUACUAUUUUGAUACUAUUUUGAUAUUAUUUCAUCAUUCUUUCAAUAUUACUUUAUUACUUUAUUACUUUAUUAUUUUAUUACUUUAUUACUUUAUCACUAUCACUUUAAUAUCAUAAAUCUUAACAAUUUUAAAUAAUCAUUCAAAAUGUCAUUUCCUAUUAACUUAUUACCUAUUGAACUCCAAUUCAAGAUUAUUUGCAAAAGUGAUAUCAAAACAUGUGUCAAUUUAUUGAAAACCAACAAAAAACUAAGAUGUUUAACAUUACUUGCUUUAAAUUUCAAAGUCUCCAAGAUAUUGGGUGUUGAUUUGUUAAAACAAGAAUAUAAUGGCGACGAAUCUCUAAACAAGUUAAAUUUAAGUUUGUUUUCCCCACAAAAUAAAAGGUCUUCCAGUGACAAGUAUUAUUAUGAGUUGUUACCAGUUUUUGCAAACCGUGGUGAUAAUGAUAUUAAUGAAGAGGAUAUUAUUAAUAUUGGCAAGAGAUUUGAACAUUUCUCAGUGAAAUUGAACAAAUGUUUAUUAUCUAAAAAUUUAUUGUCUAAAGAAGUGAAAAAGGUUGAUGAAAACAAACAAAACUUGCAAAAUUUAGCCCUUGAAGAUAAUCGUGAUAAUAGCAAUGAUAAUCAAAAUGAUAGUCAAAAUGAUAAUCAAAAUGAUAAUCAAAAUGAAAAGGAUUUUUCAAUGAAUUUGCUAAUUAAUGAAUAUUCAUCCUUUUUCAAGUUUUUCUACACAUUAUCCGUCACUAAGGAUAAUAAGUCCAAUGACACCACCAUCAAAAGAAAUAAGCUAGCUGAAAACAGCUCAUCAAUUAAGCUAAACAAAAUGAAAUCGACAGUUUCAAACAAUUCUCUUAUCAAUAAAGGCAUCAAAUUGGAUUUGAAUGUUACCAAUCUUGACAAAGUGGAACCACCAAAACACGAUUACGACUUUGAUGUUUUUGAAAACUUCAAGUUGGACAUAAUCAACCUCCAAAUCAACACCUGUUUUCUAUUAGAUUUAAUUGAAUCUGGCAAUUGAUUCAAAAGACACUGCUCACUGUAUUAUAUUUUUUUUUUUUCAUUUCAUUUCAUUUCAUUUCUCUCCUUUCUCCUUUCUCUUACUUUUUCUCUGUUAUAACUCUGGCUGGCUUUCAUUCAUACCAAUGCAUUGCAUACCUGUCGGCAUUGGACAACUGUUUACUUUUCUAUUCCUGGCAUCUAUACACUAUCUAUAUACUAUCUAUAUAUUCUAAUUUAUAAUCUAUAAUUAUCAUCUAUAAUCUAUAACCCAUAAUCUAUAUACUCUAAUCUAUUAUACAUCAUUCAGCA